Messenger RNA from Pediculus humanus corporis (human body louse), 663 nucleotides. RefSeq names its product secreted ferritin G subunit precursor, putative. The record is from RefSeq and is a predicted model, not a curated record. Gene Ontology annotation, cellular component: cytoplasm. Gene Ontology annotation, biological process: intracellular iron ion homeostasis; iron ion transport. The transcript has 2 exons. Bases 1 to 663 code for a protein of 220 amino acids. NCBI's taxonomy places the organism in Eukaryota, Metazoa, Arthropoda, Insecta, Psocodea, Pediculidae. Gene Ontology annotation, molecular function: ferric iron binding; ferrous iron binding.
AUGAAACUUUUGUUGAUUUUUGUUGUUGCCAUUUUUGGAAUCGUUUUUGCCGAAGAUGAAUUUUGUUACAACGACGUAGUUGCUGCUUGUAAACCUGCUGGAACAGAAGAAUUAGUUAAUUGUAACGCAAGAUACGGUGGCAUCAAUUCGGUAGAAUACGAUUUACAAAGUUUUGCUAACAAGCAUUUGACCCACAGCUUUCAAUAUUUAUUACUUUCAUCUCAUUUUGGUAAUUAUGAAAAAAAUAGAAUGGGAUUUUCGAAAUUGUUUAGAAAACUCUCGGAUUCAACUUGGAGCGAAGGCAUUGAACUUAUUAAAUACCUAACUAAAAGAGGUGGUUCAAUGGAUUUCAAGAGCAAACGCCAAGAAGAUACCUUAACCGAAACUCAAAAUGAUACCUAUGAACUCUACGAAUUGGAAAGCUUGGCAAAAGCACUCGAUAUUCAGAAAUCGUUUGCAACGGAAGCGAAUAGAAUUCACACUCAAGCCGUUGAAGAUGCCGAAGUUCAAUCCCACGUUCAAAACGAAUUCGUGCACAAAUUCAGGGAUACCAUACGGGAAUUAUCGGGACACACAAACGAUUUGAAAAAUUUAAUGGCGAGCAGCAAGCAAAACAGUUUGCACGUUUAUUUGUUCGACGAAUACCUUCAAAAAUUAUAUUAG